AUGCAAAAGAAGAGGACGGAGGAGGAGAAGAGGACGGAGGAGGAGAAGAGGACGGAGGAGGAGAAGAGGACGGAGGAGGAGAAGAGGACGGAGGAGGAGAAGAGGACGGAGGAGGAGAAGAGGACGGAGGAGGAGAAGAGGACGGAGGAGGAGAAGAGGACGGAGGAGGAGAAGAGGACGGAGGAGGAGAAGAGGACGGAGGAGGAGAAGAGGACGGAGGAGGAGAAGAGGACGGAGUCCUGGACCUGGCGGAUGGAAGAUGGAUUAAGGAGCAGCCCUGAUGACAUUUGGAAGGAGCAGUUAACCCUUGUGAAUCAGAGGAACCAUAACCUGAGUACCCCACUUUCCGGAGUGCGGGGAUCUCCAGAGAGUUAUCAGGAAAAGUAUCUGGAGAUGUUAUCUGCGAAGGUUGCGAUGUUCGGAGAGGUUCGUAAGAGAGACCUCUAUGAUCGGUAG
Molecule: messenger RNA, 456 nt
Organism: Darwinula stevensoni
Lineage: Eukaryota; Metazoa; Arthropoda; Ostracoda; Podocopida; Darwinulidae
Source: the annotation of a GenBank genome assembly